Messenger RNA from Gadus chalcogrammus (walleye pollock), 491 nucleotides. Its product is annotated as dihydropyrimidine dehydrogenase [NADP(+)]-like. Gene Ontology annotation, cellular component: cytosol. The record is from RefSeq and is a predicted model, not a curated record. NCBI's taxonomy places the organism in Eukaryota, Metazoa, Chordata, Actinopteri, Gadiformes, Gadidae. Bases 177 to 491 code for a protein of 104 amino acids. The transcript has 4 exons. Gene Ontology annotation, biological process: uracil catabolic process; thymine catabolic process. Gene Ontology annotation, molecular function: uracil binding; iron-sulfur cluster binding; NADP binding.
AGUGCAAAGGUACGUCCCACUGUUGAACUUCUAGAGAAUCAUCUGCGGAUCAGAGUCGUCCCGGACAGUGCUUCGGACCUCUUGAAUAUCCUUAAUACCGUGGGAUCUCGACUACCUUGUGAACGCUAUUAUCACGGACUAUUUGGACGGUGCGCGUUGGAGCAGAGCUGAGCAGAAUGUUGAGUAAAGACCUACCCGACAUAGAGAGCAUCUUGGCUCUGAACCCAAGAGUGAAGACACAUGCCGACGUCAUCUCCACGGCAACCAAGAAGAAAGAGAAGAAACACUGGAAGAGGAACGCUGAGCAUGGUUGUGAUUCGUGCGUGAAGCUGGAGAACAACUUUGACGACAUCAAACACACGACGCUGAGCGAACGCGGAGCUCUGCGCGAGGCCAUGAGGUGUCUCAAAUGUGUAUACUCCCCUGUCAGAAGAGUUGUCCACCAACCUCGACGUAAAGUCAUUUUAUUACCAGUAUAUCCAAUAAGGUAG